UGGAGCGUUACAGCUGGAGUCUAGUUAGGUAGCCAUGAUGGAUAAAUGUAGAAAUGUACUAUUGUACUUUAUAAUAAAAGAACAAAGUUUUCAUGCUUUAAGUACUCAAUGAGCUUUGAAAAUCGGCAGAUUAGUAUUUCUAUUUCAAAGGAGUAAUUUAGUCCCGGGGAGGAGGAAUCGGUUCGAACGCCAGUCGGACAGCGCCUAAAAGUUGGAAACGACCAGUGUCGGUGUUUCUUGGGCGCGAGAAUAUUUUUCGGAUCGCCUUCAAACGAUGACCCAACGACUUAAGCCCCAGGGUGGCAGCCGGGUGUGAAAUGUGCCUGGCUCGUCCGCACACUUCCCAUCCAAAAAUUCGCCCUUCUGAAUAAAUGUGACAAUGGACAAUAUGCGUGACGAAGAUCGCAAACGACGCCUCAGGCAGUUGGAAGAUGUGAUACAGGAUCCGAGGAGUGUGGCCAACGUCGACUGCCUACUGGAUACCGUGCAGGCACUCGUCGCCGACUGUGAUCAUCCUGCUGUCAAACGGAUGAAAAAUGUCGAGGCCUACAUGGACAGAUAUAACAACGUUGCCACAGAGAUCCGGAAAUUGCGCAUGAAAGUUGAUGAUUUUACACUCAUAAAAGUAAUAGGAAGAGGUGCUUUUGGAGAAGUCCAAUUGGUUCGCCAUAAAUCAACACAAAAAGUCUAUGCAAUGAAAUUAUUAAGCAAGUUUGAAAUGAUUAAAAGAUCCGAUUCAGCAUUUUUCUGGGAAGAAAGGGAUAUUUUGGCACAUGCAAAUUCAGAAUGGAUUGUCCAGCUUCAUUUUGCAUUUCAAGACAAUAAAUUUCUUUACAUGGUCAUGGAUUACAUGCCAGGCGGCGAUUUAGUGAAUUUAAUUUCCAACUAUGAUAUUCCUGAGAAAUGGGCCCAAUUCUAUUGUGCUGAAGUAGUGUUGGCACUAGAUGCAAUACACUCAAUGGGAUUCGUUCAUAGGGAUAUUAAACCUGAUAACAUGCUUUUAGACAAAUAUGGCCACUUGAAACUUGCAGAUUUUGGCACUUGCAUGAGAAUGGAUGCUGACGGCCUGGUAAGAUCAGACACUGCAGUAGGUACACCUGAUUAUAUCUCGCCUGAAGUUCUUCAAUCACAAAGUGGUGAAGGUACUUACGGAAAGGAAUGCGACUGGUGGUCUGUCGGGGUUUUUCUUUAUGAAAUUCUCGUCGGAGACACCCCAUUUUUUGCCGAUUCACUCGUUGGAACAUACAGUAAAAUCAUGGAUCAUAGAAAGUCACUUCAUUUUGAUCCUGACCUUGAAAUUAGUGCAAACGCUAAAAAUUUAAUUUGUGGUUUUUUAACUGAUAGGUUAAAUCGCCUUGGAAGGAAAGGAGUUGAUGAAAUAAAGGCACAUCCAUUCUUUCAAAAUGAUCAAUGGACAUUUGACAACCUGAGAGACUGUGCUCCUCCAGUUGUUCCAGAACUAUCGGGUGAUGCUGAUACGAGAAAUUUUGAUGACAUUGAAAAAGAUGAAAGCCCAGAUGAGAAUUUCCCUACUCCAAAAGCCUUUGCCGGAAAUCAUUUACCAUUCGUCGGUUUCACUUACUCUCGGGAUUACCAACUUUUAUCAGCAAACAACCCCAACAGACAGAGUUCAGUCGAUACCGUUGAUAUGAUUACUGACCCUUCAGCGUUGGAAGUUGAGCUUGAGAAGGAAAGAAAACUGAAAGAAGCUAUAGAAUUGAGGCAAAAUUCUUUAAUCAGCCAGCUGGAAUUGUCUACUCAGAGGGAAGUGGAAUUACGACAAGAGAUGACAGCUCUUGAAAAAUCUCUCGCCAUACUCAAACACGAUCUGAAAGAGUGGCAAAGGAAAGCUGAAAACGAAGGAGAGCAGAAAAGGAAAGCAGAGGCAAACUUACAAGACGUGAGGCGGAAACUGGAAGAGGAACACAAUAAGAGGACGAGGGAAAUGAAUAACAACCAACAAGUUACUGACAAAGUGGCUAUAUUGGAAAAACAACUCAAGGAAAAACAAGAAAAGCUGAAAAGUGAAUCGGAGUCUAAUUCAAGGUUGAGAAAGCAAGUAGCUGAGCUCAUAGUGGCAAAAGCUGUCAGUGAACAAUUGGCAACGGAACUUCAGGCCAUGCUAGAUUCCUUACAGUCUCAGAGGGACACUCUACAGCAAGAAGUGGCUUAUCUCCAAGGGCAGUUAUCACAAGAAAAAAGUUCCAAUGUUCAUGCGAUAGAUAUUCAAAAAGAACUUGAAAAACGAUUAACAAUGUUGUCAAAUGAAUUGGAGAAAGGGUCUAUAAGAGAAUCAAAGUUGUCUGAUGAUAAUCAAAUGCUUAGUGAAAAAGUAAGUAGCCUGGAAAAAGAAUGCGCCGGCCUCGGUCUUGAGCUGAAAGCUGCUCAGAACCAGUAUCAACAAGAAGUCCGAGCACAUGAAGAAACCCAAAAAUCCAGGUUGUUAAGCAAUCAGCAAGCCAACAUGGAAGUAGUAAAGGCUUUACAAGCCAAAUUAAAUGAGGAAAAAAGUGCAAGGCAGAAAUCAGAUCUUAAUUAUCAAGAAAAGGAGAGACAGAUGAGCAUGUUAACAGUUGAUUACCGGCAAAUUCAACAGAGAUUGCAGAAACUCGAAGGAGAACAUAGACAAGAAUUGGAUAAAUCUAAAACAUUAGCUGCUCAAGUGGAACAAGAGCAUGGUAAAAAAUCAGCGUUGACUACAGAGCUCGCAGUACAGACGAGUGAGGUCGCCGCACUACGAGCGCGUGAGGCGCAACUGAGCAAGGAAGUCGCUCAGCUGAGGGAAAGGCAGAAGCAGACUGAAGAAGAACUCCACCGGGUCAAAACUCAAAAGUCUGUCGAUGACCUGCAAAUGAAGGAUCUCCAGGAUCAGCUUGAGGACCAGCUACAUUUCACAUCCCUCUACAAAUCACAGUCAGAACAGCUUAAGGAUGAGAUCGAGGAGAAAAUCAGAAGCAUUAACGAACUUGAAGAAGAACGAGGCUCCUUGGCUCAUCAACUUCAGUUGGCGUUGGCACGAGGUGACAGUGAAGCUUUGGCCCGGUCUAUAGCUGAGGAAACUGUAGCAGACCUUGAAAAAGAGAAGACAAUGAAAGAACUAGAGUUAAAGGAACUUUUGGCCAAACACAGGGCCGAUAGCGCUGCCAAAGAUACCAAUAUUACUAACUACAAGGAAAGAGAAAUAGAUUUUAAGAAACGAAUUGAUGAUCUAGUCAAAGAUAACGAUGAAUUAAUUCAACAGAAGAAGAUCAUGGAAGAAGAUGUACAAAAUGCUAAAUCUUGUAUGGAAGAAUUCGAAAGGCUGCACAAACAGUUGAAGCAAGAACAGUUGCUUAAAGCACAGGCUGUUAACAAACUGGCAGAAAUAAUGAACAGGAAGGAUUUGAAUGUUUCAUCGAAGGGCAAAGCCAAAGUUUCAUCUGCAGACCUCAGGAGAAAAGAGAAGGAAUGCAAGAAACUCCAACAGGAGCUUACAAUGUUGAGAGAGAAAUAUGGUCAAGAAGUGGUUAAGUGGCAGAAGGAAAUGCAAGAACUCCAAGCUUCUGUUAUAGAAGAGAAUGCGUCAAAAUUAAAAUUACAGAUGGAAUUAGAUUCCAAAGAAUCAGAAAUAGAGCAACUUCAGCUUAAAUUUGCCUCAUUGUAUAGCGAAACCGCUUCUCUAAGCAGUGCUGAUAAUGAGGAUGACAAUUUUCUACAAGAAUCAAGAUUGGAAGGUUGGCUUAGUGUGCCUAACAAGCAAAAUAUUCGUAGGCAUGGUUGGAGAAAAUUAUAUGUUGUUGUAUCAUCGAAGAAAAUUAUUUUCUACAAUUCUGAGAGUGAUAAACAAAACCCCACUCUUAUUCUCGACCUCAGUAAAGUCUUUCACGUGAGAUCUGUAACUCAGGGUGAUGUGAUUCGUGCCGAAGCCAAAGAUAUACCUAGAAUUUUUCAAUUACUAUAUGCAGGAGAAGGGGAAGCUAGAAGACCAGAGGAUGGUAAUACAUUUCAGGACUCUCGACCAGAUGGUAAACCUGGCACUGUUUCGGUCAAGGGUCAUGAAUUUGUUCAGAUUACUUUCCACAUGCCUUCUAAUUGUGAAGUGUGUACAAAACCUGUAUGGCAUAUGUUUAAACCACCCCCUGCUUUAGAAUGCAGCGGUUGUCACAUCAAACUACACAGGGAACAUUUAGACAGGAAAGAGGAUGCGAUAGCUCCCUGUAAAUUAAAUUAUGAUCCAAAUUGUGCCAAAGAACUGCUACUCCUAGCUAAUUCAAUUGAUGACCAAAAACAUUGGGUCCAAAGGUUGAGUAAAAAAAUUCAAAAAUCUGGUUAUAAAGCGAAUACAACGAUAGAUGGUGCAAAAAUAUCUCCAAGAGAAUCUACACGAUCAACUUUAAAACCGUAUAUGACAACUCAACAAAAGUCAGCGACAUUGCCAGCUAAUUCAGGGACUAAAUAAUAAUCAAUUUAUGGUGCCUUACUAACCACUUCAUUUGUGAUAUCAACAUUGUACAUAAUAGUCACAUUACUUCGUUAUAAAUGUAUCGAGUAGAUGGAAACAAAAUAGUAAUUUAGAUAAAACUUUUCAUCGCUGUUAGUUUUAGACAGUUGGACUCUAUAGAAAUAUAAAGAAAACGUUUGAACAGUCUUCCAAAACAAAACAAAAAUCUGCAAUAAAAAAUCAAGACUGAAAAGCUACUAGCAAAACUUCUGGUGAUAAUAUAUUUUUUUUCUUUCAAUUAUUUAUUACUUUCAAUGCAGUGUGGCUCCUCAUGCAACAACAGCGAAAUUUUGUUCAAUAAUGACAUCAUUUUUAAAUUUAUUGCAAUUUUUGUUAUUAACAAAUUCAUUUAAUAAUUAUGGUCAUCGAGUUGUAAUAUAGUGUAUAUACUAAUAUAUAUUUUGGGUAAUUUUUCAUAAAUUUUCAACUUAAUUUAUGUAAAUAAUUUAAUAUUUUUUAUUGUAAAUAUUUUUUUUUAUUAUACGCUUAUUUUAUUUAAUUCUCAUAUUGUUGCUUUACAUUUUAGUUUUAUAUUCUUAUGUUUAAUUUAAACAACGAUUUUACGCAGGGCAUUUACACAUUACAAGUUGAGAAAAACAAAGUCUUUUCAAUAAAAACAAAAUAUAUAAUUUGAGUUUUAAACAUAUAUUUCUGUACAAACUCAAAUUACUGUUGACUAAUUUUAAUAAUAUACUUUCUAAUCAAUUUGUGAUUUUUCUUGAAAUUUAUCUUGAGUGGUGAUUUUUAUGAAGAAAAAAUGUAAGAAAUUAAUUCGAUUUAACAUUAGGUGAUUAAAUGUCCUGUAAGCAGAAUAAAUGUGCCAAGCAGACAAUAUAUUUUUUUGUUUUCACCAUUUUAUAUUUCUGUGAAUAAAAAAAAAAAAAAAAAAAAA
This is a messenger RNA of Cimex lectularius (bed bug), 5372 nucleotides long. Its product is annotated as rho-associated protein kinase 2. The record is from RefSeq and is a predicted model, not a curated record. The transcript is spliced from 26 exons. Gene Ontology annotation, cellular component: cytoskeleton; cytoplasm. Bases 380 to 4438 code for a protein of 1352 amino acids. NCBI's taxonomy places the organism in Eukaryota, Metazoa, Arthropoda, Insecta, Hemiptera, Cimicidae. Gene Ontology annotation, biological process: cortical actin cytoskeleton organization; actomyosin structure organization; peptidyl-threonine phosphorylation. Gene Ontology annotation, molecular function: ATP binding; Rho-dependent protein serine/threonine kinase activity; small GTPase binding.